Triticum turgidum subsp. durum (durum wheat) is the source of this 1320-nucleotide messenger RNA. The record is from the annotation of a GenBank genome assembly. Lineage: Eukaryota; Viridiplantae; Streptophyta; Magnoliopsida; Poales; Poaceae.
AUGUCUACUUUCCCGACUGCCAACCCACCACCGCGGUUUGGCAACGAUUCUCCCAGUCCCAACAGCUCCUUCCCUUCCUUCCUCCCCAUCGUCAUCGUGUUUACGCUACUGAGCAUAUUGGGAACCAUCGCCAUAGCUGGCUUCCUGUGCAGAUACGUCAAGAAGCACGGCCUCCAUGCCAUCACCAUCAGCACAGGUGCCGCCCCGGUUAGCACGGCACUGUACGCGGUGGCGCCGGACACCCAGAUACGGGACGCCACCGUGGAGAGGUUCCUCAGGGAGAUUGCUGGCGAGAAGCCCAUCCGAUUCACUCCGCAGCAGCUCUCGGGCUUCACCAACAACUACUCUGUCCGGCUCGGCGCUGGUGGCUUCGGUGCCGUUUACAAGGGCAUGCUCCCCAAUGGUCUCACGGUCGCCGUGAAGCGCCUCCACGCCGGACGCCACGACGACAGGACCUCUCAGGAGCAGUUCAUGGCGGAGAUGGGCACCAUCGGGAGGACGCACCACAUCAACCUCGUCAGGCUCUUCGGCUUCUGCUACGAUGCCGCUGACGUGCGCGCUCUGGUGUAUGAGUACAUGGAGCACGGCGCGCUCGAUUCCUACCUCUUCGACCGGAGCCGCCAAGUCUCUUUCCAGACGCUGCAAGACAUCGCCGUUGGCAUUGCCAGGGGGCUCCGGUACCUCCACGAGGAGUGCCAGCAAAAGAUCGUGCACUACGACAUCAAGCCCGGCAACGUGCUCCUCGACGGCAGCCUUACCCCAAAGGUGGCCGACUUCGGCCUUGCGCAGCUGCUGAACCGGGCGGACACCCACAAGAGCGUCUCCGGGAUGCGCGGCACACCAGGUUAUGCUGCACCAGAGAUGUGGAUGCAGGUCGGUGCCACCGUGAAGUGCGACGUGUACAGCUUUGGCAUCCUCCUGUUUGAGAUCCUCGGCCGAAGGAGGAACCUCGACGAGACCGCGCCAGAGAGCCAGCAGUGGUUCCCCAAGCUGGUGUGGGUAAAGUAUGAGAGCGGCCGGCUUCUGGAGGUCGUAGAGACUUGUGAUGGCGCGGACGAGCAGGACAAGAAGACGGCGGAGAGGAUGUGUGAGGUGGUGUUCUGGUGCGUGCAGCAGCAGCCGGAGGCGAGGCCUCCGAUGGGGGUGGUGGUGAAGAUGCUUGAAGGCGAGAUGGACAUUGCUCCCCCGGUGAACCCGUUCCAGCAUCUCAUGGCAACGCCGGUGGUGGCAAACAUGUGGACCACCGUGACGAGCAGCGUGAACACGGUCUCGACUGGGGUAGAUAUCGAUGGUGUUUCUCGUGAAAUUUGUUCGACAUAA